Molecule: messenger RNA, 6206 nt
Organism: Larimichthys crocea (large yellow croaker)
Lineage: Eukaryota; Metazoa; Chordata; Actinopteri; Sciaenidae
Gene: spag17
Product: sperm associated antigen 17
Exons: 44
Coding region: 162-6191 (2009 amino acids)
Biological process (GO): axonemal central apparatus assembly; epithelial cilium movement involved in extracellular fluid movement
Cellular component (GO): axonemal central apparatus
Source: RefSeq, a predicted model, not a curated record
CUCGCGGUUGCCAGGGGCAACACAAGCACCAGGCGACGCUGGCGGGCAAAGUCACGAUUAACCUGUAGUUUUCAGCUAAUUAGAUUAUUAAUUAGUUACGUUUGAGACUGUUUUCAUUUUCAUUACUAUUUCAUAAUAUAGAUAAUCGACACUGAGCGGAAAUGCCACCAAAGGCAGCUAAAAAGGGCUCAGCCAAAAAGUCCAGUGCUGCUGGCGCCGCAGGUGGCAACAAGAACUGGGAGGCUGGUCUCACCAGAGCAGAGUUUGAAGAGGAGUCGUGGCGGGCCUGUGUGUCUUUUGUGGUUGGAAGAAGUCCAGAAGAUGAAGAACUGAUCCGUGCUUUGGCUUUGGCCGCACAACAACCACUGCGCAAGCUUUUCAGCUGGUUGACCUGGGACAGCUCUCUUGCUAAGAUCCACGAACUAGGAAAUCCCAAAGCAAAAAAACCUGAUGAGGUUCCCCUGUUCUACGAGGUUACAGAGCCUGCUAAAGUGCUGCUGGAUGCAGGAGAGGAGAUUCCCUGUGACCUGAUGGCAAAAAUACUAAAGUUCCAACUGCUGCAGAUCAAAGCCAACGAUCAGCAGAGGAGGGAAGCCGAGCAGACUGAGGAGGUAAAGACAAAGGCAGGUCCUCCUGCUUCCGGCAAAGACAAAGGAGGGGCCAAGGGACCUGACAAAAAGGGGAAGAGUCCGCCCUCACCUGUGGGAAAUUCCAAGGAGAAGAAGACCAAGCUGAAACGCAGAGAUGAUGUUGAGCCACCAGAGUUCAUAGAUGAUGAACCAGAGGAUGGUCCUCAACACUACAUCCUGGUCCUGGGUUUCCACCAGCCUCACUUGGUUGCGGAGCUUGAUGCCAUAGGUGUACACGUAGCCAGUGUCAUCAAAUUGUGUUCGGAGCCCGCACAAACUUCUGAGGGGCAACAGGAACAACAUACUAGUGAGGGCAGUGAGCAGAGUCUGAGAGCGUCUCCAGUUUUGGAUGCAGAUGAUCAUGGUGGUGUAGAGCUGGCUGCACAGGCCAGGAAGUUGGAUCUAUUCUGGUCAGGUCUGAGAUCAGUUCUGGACAGCGGGCCACUGGAGUCCAAGCUCCAUGAUGUUGCUCAGCUCAACUACACUGUCCCAGAUCUCUCGGCUCCCUUUCACACACAGGAACCAGAGGUUGAGCUGAAGAUGGGAAUCCAAAUCUUUGAAGGUGUGGUCAGUCUCGUUUAUGACUGUCUGGACUGGCGCAGGCAACAUGAACACUACCGGAACAACAUGAGACUCAUUAGUGUAGCCACUGUUGUUGAGUUGGAUCCACAGCCUGCAGAGGUUUUGCCGACUCCUCUCCCCAUGACUCCACACUCCAAGAAGAAGUUGGUGCGUGAGGAAAACCCACCACAAGAGACUGAAGAACUUCCUCUCUCUCCAGACGUGGACAUGCGUUACUAUAGCAACCUACUUGACCUGGUUCCCCCUGAAGCCUGCUCUGUGCCUCUAAUUUUGCACUGUAUGCUGGAACAGGUGGUGAUUUCAACAGAGCAGUCUUCAUUAGCCCCAUCCCAUGUGUCUGAGGAACCCAAACCUCACAGUGGUCCCGGGUUAGACCAUGAGCUGGUCAGCUUCAUGCUCCAAAGCUUCCUGCCUCUUGUACACACAAAAGAGGAGAGAAGCCACAUGUUAACCAGCCUGCUGACUACAGCCCAGAAUGAAGAGGACAAGAAGAGACUAGCUGAGACUUUUGGAGCAGAGGAGACUCAGAAGAAGUCUGAGCAGCCUCUGGUUAUCAGGCACCACGAUGAGAGGGCACUGCGCUUGAGGGAUGUCCAUGCAGUUGAGGGUUUUGAUCCAUUGGAGGUGGAGUUGUCCAUGAUGAGGCUGUCUCCAGUGUGGGAGUUGAUUCACUCUGCAGCUCAGCAGAGAGACAACAACUUGCGCUGGAUGUCAAUCAAACAGCAGCUACAACACUUCUGCACAGGCGAUGUUGUGCCAUGGCUGGAGGUGGAGCGUUUGUUUCAUCAGAGUGUCUUUGAGAGUAUGCCACUGACCAGGCUGGACCAAAAGGGUGUACUAUUGAAUGCUCAGGAAGCUCUGGGAAGACUUGAACCAGCACAGCAGCAGACACCCACAAUAAUCCCCUGGGACAACCCAGCAUCCUAUGCUAAAAUGCAGCUUAAUAACCGACGGACUAAAGGUCAGACAUUUCUCACUGAUGACCCUGCUAACACAGAGCAGAGAAGUGGGAGAGUGUGCACCCAGCUGGAGUUGUCUGACAUUCAGAGUUGUAGGCUGAGAUCUCUGUUUGACUGGCACUACGCUGAACACCACAAUGCCUCUAUCUUCCCACAGGUACUCCAGUUAGCUUCAGAAGAAUAUCGCUGCUUGGACACUUUCAGAGGAAGUCAUAACAAAAUCCUGUACAUUUUCUGCCACAAUCCAAUGAGCCCUUAUCACCAGUGCAAGGAGUUCUGGGAUGUAGCCCUUCACACUGAUGUCAAGUUCAGGAAGUACCUGGAGUAUGUGGCAGACACAAUUUCUGAUUGGACAAAGGAGGAGGAAUUAAAGAGAGAGGCAAUGCAAGUCAGAAAUGUCAGCCCUGCUGAUUCUCCGAAAGCAGAUGAAAGGACUACAGAUUCUGCAGAGGAGGAGGACACCCUGGAGCCAGUCAUCAGAAAAGAUUCCCUCAAAGCCUGGAAAUUGGAGCAGGAGCGACUGAAGGAGGAGGAGGCGGCCAAGAAAUUAAAAGAGAACGUACCAAAAGGCAAACAGCGGCAGGAGGACGCAAAGUCAACAGACAAGAAAAGUAAAACUUCGUCUGAUGGAAAGAAGAGCCAAGCGGCGACAGCACGCAGCUCAGCCAAAACUCCCAGAGAGCCUGUUACACCCCCUGUGGAGGAAAACGAAGAACUGCAGCCGGCAGAGGAACCCGUCAAAGCUUUCACAGGCUACAGCAUGGAUGGAAAGUUGAUCCAUGUGUCAGGUCGUGUCCAGUAUCUUUUCCCAUCAGAUGGAGGACACAUCACUGUGGAGACUGUCAGCUAUGUUGAAGGUUCCAGCCUGAUGAAAGUGGCUGUGAAGAAGGACGGGCAUAAUUUCUACACACACAUCAACCAAGUCGUUUCAGCAAAACCUCCCCCUAAGCCGCAAGACAAAGAGAGCAACAGCAUAAAAGAAGAUGUUAAAGUGUCAGAGCCUGUGAUGAUGAAAAGAGUGAAGCAGGGCUCGCUCUCAGCGGUGUUAGACAAUGGAAUCCACCUUUCAUACAGCUUUUACGGCCCCACAGGAGAACACAUAGUAAGUCCCCAGGUAAUAGAAGGAGCGACCCCAGAGACCUCCACCCUUGUCCCCAUCCCUCUUUCCUCCUCUACCCACCGCUCAAAGGGGACAGACCUAGAUUCAGUACCUUCCAAGACACAAAGCGCAUCCAGUUACACCAGACCUCCAGAGUCCCAGUCUAAAGUGUGUGAAGGCCAGUCAGCAUCGCCAUCGCGUCCAUUCAACAGCCUCAACCUGUCUGUACCUAACGGGCUGCUGCUGCAGUUUCUGCGAGAGGAUACACGAGGAGUGUCCUCAGAGGAGCAGGGUAUGUUGGUGAAACAGGGCUUUCCUCUUCAUGGUCGAGGAGUUGUGGGGCAGCUUCGGGACCCUUUCCUCUCCAAAGAACUGUCCCGUGUUGUCACCAGCCAUGGAGCUGUGAUCCGUAACAUGAGAGACGGGUCCACAGAGGUUCUGUUUGCAGAUGGCUCAGUCAGUUUCAGCCAGGACUCCGGUCCAGUGUGGGUUCCUGACUCUGAGGUUGAGGAAGAGAACACCUCUCAAGAAGCUGACAACAAGGAAGGGCUGAGCGUAGAGAAGGAGGCAGAUGCUCAGAGAGGGCGUUGGUUAACUACGACCCCAUCUGGAGCACGCAUCUACACUGUGGGUACCACACACAAACACAUACCCACCACACCUCUACUGGCCUUCAAGACUACAGACCCCAUUACCCAUGAGGUGAUGCUGAGCCGGGAGGAUUUGGUGGUUUCUGUCCAGAACCCAGACGGAUCUCUAAGUGUUGAACAUGCAGACGGAACCAGGAUCACCAGUCUCUACCAAGACAAACCACCAAAGACACUGCAGCACAUACUGCAGCACACAGGGGAGAAGCCUGAGAGUGUGACCCUUAGAUCAACUUCUGAAUGUGUAUGCGGCUGCACUGAGUGUGUGUGUGUUACACGCUGUGCGGACAGCAUUAAUGAGAGCGUGCACAUCCAGGAUACUUGUGACAAGGAAGAAGAGAUCAGCAGGGAGGAGGAAGCUGCUGGACAGGGAAGGGAAAGUAGUGUGUAUGAGGAUGGCGAGGAGAGCAUGUCUGGGGCCGAGAACGGUAAGAAGAGUGUAUGUGAGAGCGAUAAGGGGAGUGUGUCUACUAAAGAGCGGGUGGUGUUGGUGGAGAAGGAAGGCUGUGCCACAGUGGUGAUGUACCCAGAGCGACACACGGCUCACGCCUUUUUAGCCGAUGGAACUGUCAUCACUGGGAACAAUCAAGGAGCCUACCAGGUGUUCCCAUUCAGCACGGGGCUCCUGCAGAUCCAGAGUGAUGGGACAUGCGUCUACUCGUCUGACCCACUUGAAACCCCCAGUCCAAAGGGUGGCACUCCUGCAAACCAGCCAGGAAGUUACACCAUGAGUCACACAGGCGAAGUGGCCUGUGACAUUACAGAUGCCGAUGGAAACCACUUCCAGGUGAUGCAAGAUGGGCAGUUAUCUGUGUUAAACUAUAGCCCUGCUCCCAGCACACUGAAACAGGAUGAGGAGGAGCCAGACGAGGAGGAGGACAGAGAAAUGUCCAGGAUUAAUGUAAAACACAGAGAACAUUGUCCCAGGCUCUUUAUGGUGCAUGAGGAUGGCUCAGGUACUGAACUACUGAGUUCUCAAACCGUAGAGGAACUGCUCUACCAGGCGUACUCUGACCCUACCAUAGCACUGCUGAAGGAACCUCUGCCGGACACACAAGAUGAGUUCGGCAUCACCAUCCUGAAGCCCAGCCACCAGAGUGUGUGGUCCCAGUGGUUGCUAGGGAAACAGAACCCUGACAUCACCCCUCCCAACCUCAGAAACCGCAGCUGGCAUGACUUCCCCAGAACAGAGGUACGGGAGAAGUCCCCAGGUCCUCCAUUAGGUACUGACAUGGCACAAGGUUUGACUCUGAGCGAGCGGUCGGGUGGUUCUGCAGCACAGCGUCAGCCUGUCAGGAGCUGCCCUAAAGUCCUGGAAGUGAGGGAACUGUACCAGCACCGACCAUUCACCACGCUACUUAAAAAUACUAUAGAUGCCCGACUGAAGGAAUAUAUCGAGACUUUGAUGAAAAGGGAGCAGCAAUCGGAGGAGAUGAAAAUUAAAGAGCCACGCACUGAGGAGGAGAGUGUUCAUGCCAGUGAUCUGCUCAACCUGGUCCUGUCCUUUGCCGAAGAAGAGGAUGCUGGUCACACCUUUGACAAGAGGACUUCAGAAGACAUAGUCAGUCUGUACAACCGAGGAGUUGGAGGCUCAACUGGCCAGUCGGAUGCUUCAGAAGACACAGCCACAGUAACUAGUAACAGUUUUACUAGUGGAAAGGAGUCAAAAUGGACUGAAAGGCUUGCACAACACAGACAGGAGAUGUGUGAGGAGCAGGCCUACAGGGAGGCUCUGAGGAAGAAGAAUAUUGUUCCUUAUUUCCACCUAGAAAAUAUUCCAUUAUACCAGAACCUGCUAGAGCACCAAACGGCAGACAUGAGGAGUCGAUCCAUGGAUGUCCCUCCCAUCCCCAAGUCAGACAGUGCUGACGGCAUCCUGAAAGACACCCCACAAGAGAGCACUCCUCGACCCUUAAACCCAACGCCCUCUCAAUCUACAAGACAAGAGAUGUGUAAGGAUCAGGCUUAUAGGGAGGCUCUAAGGAAGAAGAAGACUGUUCCCUUUUUCCACCCAGAAAAUAUUCCAUCACACCAGAACCUGCUACAGCACCAAACACCAGACAUGAGGAGCCGUUCCAUUGUUCUCCCUCCGAUCACCAAGAAGGCUGAGGCCUUCCUGAAAGACGUCCCACAAGAGAACAGUAAAUUAUUAUACUGUCAUUAUUUACAAGGAGCUACUGACAUGAAACUCAUCUUAAAGGUUAUCCUUUGGCAACCCUCACAGAGAAACCGAGGCUUAAUUGAGCUGAAAUUGUCCAUUUUAAAGCAACUGUAGAUGGUAGACACAAUA